AAUGCACAGGAUUAAUUAAAUAAUUACUUAUUUAAUUUGUUGUGCUCUCAAAGUCUGGUGUUCAGAGUCCUGAACCAAUUGUUGGUGCAACCAUUAAAACUGAUGAUGAAACUGGAAAAAUAAUCAUUGCCAGAGUAAUGCACGGGGGUGCUGCAGAUCGAUCUGGACUUAUUCAUGUGGGGGAUGAAGUUGUUGAAGUAAAUGGAAUAAAUGUUGAAGGAAAAACACCAAACGAUGUUUUACAAAUUCUUAAAAAUUCUGAGGGUACAAUUACGUUUAAACUCGUCCCAUCUGAUGGAAAAUCGAGUGUAAGAGAGAGCAAAGUGAGGGUGAGGGCACAUUUUGAUUACAAUGCAACCACUGAUCCUUAUAUUCCUUGUAAAGAAGCCGGACUUGAUUUUCAAAAAGGAGAUAUCUUGCAUAUUGUCUGCCAGGAUGAUGCUUACUGGUGGCAAGCUCGCAAAGAGAGUGACCGUAACAUGAGGGCUGGACUUAUACCAAGCAGAGCUUUACAAGAAAGAAGAAUAUUAUANCAGUUGUCGCUUAAUUAUUCAUCCUGUUGCUUAAGUACACUGCUGCAGUAUCUGUGGUUGAUGUUAGUAUGGUGGUCGGGGUACUGCUGA
Agrilus planipennis (emerald ash borer) is the source of this 623-nucleotide messenger RNA. RefSeq names its product MAGUK p55 subfamily member 7-like. Bases 138 to 623 code for a protein of 161 amino acids. The record is from RefSeq and is a predicted model, not a curated record. Gene Ontology annotation, cellular component: cell-cell junction; plasma membrane. Gene Ontology annotation, molecular function: protein binding. The transcript is spliced from 4 exons. NCBI's taxonomy places the organism in Eukaryota, Metazoa, Arthropoda, Insecta, Coleoptera, Buprestidae.